UAAACAUCCAUGACUGGAGUACAAAUGCUCGUAUUCAUCACACAAACAUCUGCCCCCACCGGGAAUUGAACCCGGGACGUCUCAAGUCGGCGACACCUUGAAAACCGGCGUACAAACCACUCGGCCAUUGAGGUAGUCAAUUCAAAUGUAAGUAAUGCGAUGUUUACCGCAAAUUAUAUUUUGGAACUCUUUGGCAGCAAUUAGCAAUACGUAAUGACAUGAAAUUUCCAUUGGAAAGUUGGCAAACACCAGUCAAUGUAAUUAGUUUUUAAUUUGGCUAAUGGCACUUAGUCACUCUCAAAUUAAUGUUGUCAUUUUUGGCGCUAUAUCGUUAACAUAUUUUAUGGAAACAUUGUCCGGUUAGACGUUUACAGGAAAGAAUUCGCAGUCGUAAUUGUGAUAUGAAGUGUUGUGUACGUUUAUCAGAGUGUUCUUCUUAUUUUCAGUAAAAUAAUUAAGUGUACAACAGGAAUAGUAGCGGAAGACGUCGAGAAGAACAAACAUGAGUUUCUCAUUGGGAAAAAAUCCCGCUUGGGACUUAAACAAGAGUGCAUACUCGGAGCUUGACAGUAUGCCCUUGAUGCAGAGUCCAGGGCCGGUGCUGAUGAUUUUGGCUGGUUAUUUGUUGAUCAUAUUGAAAAUUGGUCCUGCGUUCAUGAGGAAAAGAGAAGCAUUCAAAUUGACGAAAACGUUAGCAUUUUAUAAUGCUCUCCAAGUCGUACUGUCAGCGUACUUAUUUCAAAUGUAUUUCUUUGCUAUCGCACGGAUGGGUGUAGUGCCAAAGGCUUGUUAUAUGAAUCAGGAUAAGACACGAAAAGAGAUACUCAAUUACAUCUGGUGGUAUUUCGCCGCGAAGCUUACCGAGCUACUCGACACGGUCUUCUUCAUUCUUCGCAAGAAGGACAACCAAGUGACGUUCCUCCACCUCUACCACCACUCCAUCAUGAUGACCGGCACUUGGCUCGUGCUCAAGUACUGCCCCUCGCAUACGCUCAUCUUCAUAGGAAUGACCAACUCCUUGGUCCACGUUGUCAUGUACACUUACUACGGUUUGGCUGCUUUCGGUCCGAAGUUCCAGAAGUAUUUGAAGUGGAAGAAGUAUAUCACCACAAUGCAGCUGAUUCAAUUUGUCUCCAUAAUCAUCCAGUACGUACUCAGCGUGAAACUAUCAGAAUGCCCUCCAUCCAAAGGAGUAGCGACGGCAAUCGCUAGCAACACAGUCUUCUUCCUACUGCUCUUCCUGAACUUCUACAGGCAAAGCUACAGAAAAAACAAAAGACAGGCGGAGAACAAAUUAACCGAAAAAGCGUCAACAGUGAAAACUGUCACAGAAAAUCUGCCACAGGAACAUUUGAAAGUCAAUUAAUAGUAAUACGGUAAUUUAAUGGAAUACGUGUAUUUAUUAAUGAAAAUAUGCGACAGCUAAAACUAUUAGCUAUAGAAAAGCACAUGCAAUCAUAAACAGCUGUAGUUCGCUGGAGUAUUGAUAAAACAUCAAAAGUGUACAAAGCGAUAGAGUAAAUGUUUAUUAAUAGUUUAAAAAAUAAUAGUCACACAUUUUAUAUUAGUUGAGUUGAGUUGUUGCCAGAAAUAGUGGCAUUCUGAAAUAAAUUGCCAUAAUUAUAUAUAUCCAUAUCAUUGAACUUGUUUUAAAUGACUGGACCGAUAUUAAUGAAAUUAUUUGCGUGUGUUUCAGUGGACUCUUGGAUGGUUGAUAUUAUUAUAGUGAUAAAUAUUCUAGUGCGUAAAUAUUUAAUGAUUUUCCCUUGUUCAAUAUCUUCGAAACAUGAACGUCUAUGUCACGAGAAGGCGAAACAGCUAUAUAACUUAAGUAAUGUUUAAGCGUUACAAAUGCAAAAGUUAGUGUAAUUGUAUUUAUAGUAUUUUUGUAGGUGAUUUUUGCCUGGUGGAGGACAUUACUAGCCGUUCCUGUAUCGAAACCUAUAAUGAAUUUGUUACUAUUGUAUGCAAAGAUUUAUUAAAAAAAUCCAGUGCACCACGACAAUAUGUGAUCCUGGCAGGUCGUGUUAGUUCCUUAAGGCAACAGACUUAGAAUUCAUUCUUAGACCUCUGAUUUACUAUGGUUUGACUAGAUCGAAAGUGUACUCUAUUCAGGUCAGGAUCAGUGUCAGGAUCGCAUUCUUUCAUUGACCGCAUUUAAGGUGCUCGAUAACAUUAUCGUCAAAUCUUAUCCCACACCUGCGUGACGAAUCUUCGUGGUACUGCAAUGCGCAAAAAAUUGCGUUCGAAGUUUGAAUUCAGUGGGGACGCGGGCAAUAAUUUUUCCAUACAAACGUUCUCAACAGAUUCCUCCUUAAUUUCCAUCACUAAAGACAUAUUUUUCAUACAUUACUUUACUCAUUCUAUGCUCCUAUCUCUUUUUACGAUAACUUGUGUUUCAAAGAAACAAGAAGCCCGCAAGAACAAAUUUUUAUCACCACUAAAGACGUCUAGUGCGGUGAUUCAAAAAGAAUUUACAAAAAAAGCAAAACAUGGAGGCAUAGUGUAACUACUUAUUAUUCUAUUAGUAAAAUUUAUUUUAUAUUUAUCUAAUUUUUAAAGCGAAAAACGCCGAGAGCCAACCCACGAAAUUUGCAAUUUUUAUACGCAAUUUUCAGUGUUAGCUACUGUUCUAUCGUACGGUAUUUGCCAAUGCCCGAUAACAAUAGUUUUUUCAAAUACCUUUUUUUCAAAUGUCUCUAAGCUCGAGUCCGCUCUUAAGUACGCUCCUUCAGCAACACAUACAAAUUAAUCUUUAUCUAUUUUUUAGUGUGUAUGCUGUUGGUCGUAGAUAGUCUUUACAGCGUCACCGGGCUUGGGGACGGCGAGAUCCUAAGGGGAUCUCAAGCCGAGAAUUGGCGAGUGUCUCUAGAGGUAUUCCAGGCGGAUGGCAUCUCCCCGCGGGAGGGUCUGAAGCCUCUAGACCACUCGAAUCCGAUGGGGAAACAAAUGUAUCGUCUCCCUCAACCUCUUCUAUACGUGUCAAAUUAUCGCCAGUCGUGUCAUCAUCUGGCGUCUAUAGACACGAAGCCGCUAAUUCAUUACCAUAUAGCUAAUUCAGACAGUACCGAAGUACCAAACGCAGGUAUGGUAGAAGCAAAAUAUAUUGAUAUAACGCCAUCUUAUGAGAAAAACAGGGAAUCAAUAUGAAGUAUAAAAUAGCAUUACUAGAAAUUAU
This is a messenger RNA of Chilo suppressalis (striped riceborer), 3178 nucleotides long. NCBI's taxonomy places the organism in Eukaryota, Metazoa, Arthropoda, Insecta, Lepidoptera, Crambidae. The record is from the annotation of a GenBank genome assembly.